CAUUGCCUCUCUAAUGAGAACUAACAAAAAGUAUACGAAAAUAACCUCAAAUGAUUACAAACAAAAGUCAAAUUCAAAAAUCAAUCAAAAGUGAUCAGACUGUUUGGUUGUUUGGUACUUCUGUAAACAUUGGAAACUUAAAUAUAUUUUUAAUAUCGUUUAAAUAAUUGAUGCUUUACAAUGAAAGACUUAGUUGACGUAAUGGCUUUGCAAAACAGACGUGAAAAGCGCGUACCCGACUAUCGAGGCGCGCCGAACCACAGCUUAGCAACAAAUUUUGUUUUUGAAUGUGGAAUAAAGCUUGGCUUGCAGCCUGCAACUAUAGCAACUGCUGCCAUAUUUUACCACAAAUUCUUCAAAGAGGCCGACAAGAAUGAUUACGACUGCUACGUAAUCUGCACUGCUUGUUUGUGUGCAGCCGGGAAAUCUCGAGAUGAGCCUGUUAGGCUGCGAGAUGCUGUAAAUGUAGCACACAAUUCGAUAAAUCGUGGAGCCGGUCCGUUGGAGUUAGGCGACGAGUACUGGUCAUGGCGAAGUGCUGUAGCUCAAGCCGAGCUUCUUGUGCUGAGACUGCUGGGAUUUAAUCUGGAAGCGCCGUCGCCACACCGGUAUCUAUUGCAUUAUCUCAAAUCGCUGCAAGAAUGGUUUCCAGUAGCGCAGUGGCGUUCAGCUCCCAUUGCUCGAAUGGCAAUGGCUUUCCUUCAGGAUUUCCAUCACUCACCAGCAGUACUUGAUUAUCGAGCACCCCAUAUAGCAGUGGCGUGUUUAACUUUAGCUUUACAUGUAUUAGGAGUAUCAGUGCCAUUGGCAUCCACACUAGAUGAUGAUGCUGCAUGGUGUUCAGUUUUCACAAAGGAUCUGCAGAAAGAAAAAAAUUGGGAAAUAAUGGAGAAGAUAAUGCAAGUUUAUGGUCGUGAACCGGAACCUUUGUAACAUUCUCAACAUUCUCAAUGUCUAAUUUUUUAAUAUACAGAUGAUGAAAGUUACAACUUAAUUAAAAA
Bombyx mori (domestic silkworm) is the source of this 1001-nucleotide messenger RNA. It is a transcript of the gene koko, whose product is annotated as cyclin-Q. Lineage: Eukaryota; Metazoa; Arthropoda; Insecta; Lepidoptera; Bombycidae. The transcript is spliced from 2 exons. Gene Ontology annotation, molecular function: cyclin-dependent protein serine/threonine kinase regulator activity. The coding region runs from base 181 to 933 and encodes 250 amino acids. Gene Ontology annotation, biological process: regulation of transcription by RNA polymerase II. The record is from RefSeq and is a predicted model, not a curated record. Gene Ontology annotation, cellular component: nucleus.